CACCCCCCGGCCCCCACUCAACUCGCUCGUGAAGGAGUCGUCCGCGUGCCUCUCUCUCUCUCUUGGGUCAUCCUCGAGUUUUGCUUUUGACCGCGGGUGGACGUCGCUCGCUCGACCUUCACUCGCCGCGUGCAUUGCGUUGACACAGAACAGGUGUGUGGGGGGCGGGCGGGGUUCAGCUCCGUGCGAUAGCAACUACACCCCCAUAAGUAAACUACUGCUGGGACUAUCGCUGUUAGCGAGCACCUAUUAAGGUAACAACCUACGGCACACGAAGGCGUCUAAAGUGCCGUGGGCGAAGGAGGGUCGCGCGCUUCGGGGCGAGGAAUGAAGGAGGCCGCGUGGAGCGUGAAGGGUCGAUGGACGGAUGCGGAGCGCAAGGUGGUGAUGGUGACGGGCGCUAACAGUGGCAUAGGCUUGGCGCUGUGCACGCGUCUCCUGGCUCGGGAGCCCAGCCUGCACCUGUGCCUGGCGUGUCGGAGCACCGUGCGGGCCGAGGGCGCUCGCCGGGAGCUCCUGGCCGCUCACCCCGGUGCCGACGUGGCCCUGCUGCGCGUGGACGUGAGCGAUGUGGAGUCUGUGUACCGAGCGGCGCAACAAAUCAAGCAACGAUACACGCGCUUGGACUACCUUUAUCUGAACGCAGGGAUUAUGCCAAACCCUCGUAUUAACUGGUCAGCCUACUUUUCUGGGCUAUUUUCCAGGAAUGUUGUAAGGAUGUUUUCCACGGGCGAGGGGCUGCUAACCCAAGAAGACAGCGUGAAUGAAGAUGGGCUGCAGCACGUUUUCACGACCAAUGUCUUUGGACAUUUUAUCUUGAUACGUCAAUUGGAGGAUUUGCUUUGUCAUCCAGACACGCCAUCACAGCUUGUGUGGACUUCUUCGAGCAAUGCAAGAGCAUCAGCCUUCAAUGCCAGUGAUCCUCAACACAAGAAAGGCUGUGAGCCCUACAGCUCAUCCAAAUACGCAGUCGAUUUACUGAGCGUGGUACUCAACCAGCAGUACAAUGAGAAGGGACUGUACUCGAGUGUGGUUUGCCCUGGUUUGGUAAUGACAAAUAUGACAUACAACAUAUUGCCUGCCUUCUUCUGGACUCUAAUCCUUCCAAUCAUGUGGCUGAUCAGGAUGUUCACGAACACGUAUACUUUAUCUCCAAAAAAUGGCGCUGAAGCUCUGGUGUGGUUGUUUGGAAAGAAGCCAGUCUCGUUGGAUCCACUGGUCAAAUACAAAAGCUCCACGUCAGGAAUGGGCAAAAACUAUGUUCAGGCUGACAAGAUGAACGUUAAUCUGGAGGAUGCUGAACGAUUUUUUGAAUACUUAAUCAAGUUGGAAGCAGAAAUGAACGAGAAGUAUAAAUGAAAGCAAUGCCCUCUGUAACAUGAAUGUAUGCUCCUUAAAACAAAGGGAUUAUAUUGUUGAGAAUUAUGAGUACAUUUUGUAUAAAGAUGCAAUUCUCUGUUCAUUAAAACUGCGGUGUAUUAUAUAUACGCAUCGAUUCAUUCCAGUUUGUUCCUGUGCAAUAAAUGCAAUGAGUUGAUUAAUAUAAUUAUUCGUCACAUUGGUGUCAUUAAACAUUUUUUGUGAUA
Molecule: messenger RNA, 1586 nt
Organism: Petromyzon marinus (sea lamprey)
Lineage: Eukaryota; Metazoa; Chordata; Hyperoartia; Petromyzontiformes; Petromyzontidae
Gene: HSD17B7
Product: hydroxysteroid 17-beta dehydrogenase 7
Biological process (GO): cholesterol biosynthetic process
Cellular component (GO): endoplasmic reticulum membrane
Molecular function (GO): 5-alpha-androstane-3-beta,17-beta-diol dehydrogenase (NADP+) activity; 3-beta-hydroxysteroid 3-dehydrogenase (NADP+) activity; estradiol 17-beta-dehydrogenase [NAD(P)+] activity
Source: RefSeq, a predicted model, not a curated record